Ictalurus punctatus (channel catfish) is the source of this 5855-nucleotide messenger RNA. RefSeq names its product protein translocase subunit SecA. Lineage: Eukaryota; Metazoa; Chordata; Actinopteri; Siluriformes; Ictaluridae. The record is from RefSeq and is a predicted model, not a curated record. Bases 486 to 3527 code for a protein of 1013 amino acids. Gene Ontology annotation, cellular component: membrane. Gene Ontology annotation, biological process: protein targeting; protein import. Gene Ontology annotation, molecular function: ABC-type protein transporter activity; ATP binding; protein binding. The transcript has 3 exons.
CCAUAGCACUCUUUAUAAAAAGGUUUGUUCCUCAAUUCAGUCUGUUUCCACAUUACUUCGGAUGCUGUCUUACCUGAGGACACUUCUUCAUUACCUGUGAGGUAAGUAUGACAAGGUUUAUGUUAUACUAAAGAUCAUGAACAAAAAGAACAUGAGUAAAUCAGUUUCAUGUAGAGAGCACCUUCGAUUUAAUUGUUCUGUAUCAUAGUCAGUUUUGCUGGUAAUUUGUCACAGGAUGAAUCGUAGUCUUAUGUCAAAUAUCAAUAGUGUAAAUUAAUCCAUAUCCACCAAGAACAUUGAUUCAAUAAAUAUAUUUUUCAGAGAGAGAUGUUAUAAACAUUCUGGAUAUUGACAGUUCCCAAAUGACUUCAGAUGAUGUCUUACCUGCAGAUGUUUUAUCUUCACCUGUGAGGAAGAGCAAAAUGGACUUCUGAACAGCACUGCAUUUUGAAGCACACUUUGCUCUAUAAUCCACAACUCAUCUUAUGGCAUCAACAAAUCUACUGUUAUCAAGAUUGCUUGGUUUGGACAAAUAUGGACAGUGGAGUCAGGACGAUGUUGCAGAUUUGUUCAUUGCCCUUGUGAAACAAUACAGUGUCAGGAAAAUAAAGACUGAUUUCUACACAUGGAUCUCAAAAAUGCUUUACAAAGUGGAAAUUCACAAGAUCAACAAGUCAGAUUUAUUAUCUAACAUUGAAACAAAGCAGUUUGUGGAUGACGUUGAACUUAGAAUUAAUGACUUUGUUAAAGAAACAAAAGAGAAAAGCCUUGAAAAUAUUCUUAAUGAACUGGAAGCAGAAGGAGACAUUGAUUGUAAUAUUUUAUGUGGAGUUAAGGACAUUGUGUUGUCUGCGUCAUCACCAUCACAUUCUAUUUCAACACUCCUGAAAGAUAUAAAGGAUAAAUUAGUGAAGCUAUGUACAGCAGUAGAAGCUACCAAAAGAUGGAAACCAAGGUUGACUCAGAUGGUGAGCUGGUGCAUCAUGGUUCUUUCUGAAUCUAGCCAGUUAAUCCAGGUUGGCACAGGAGAAGGAAAGUCAUGCAUAGUGGCUAUGUUUGCUGCAUAUCGUGCCAUGAUUGGAGAAAAUGUGGACAUUAUCUCCAGUUCCCCUGUGCUUGCAGAGCGAGAUGCUAAGGAGUGGCGAGUAUUUUAUGAAAAUCUGGGAAUCACUGUAGAUUACAAUACAAAUAAAACAGGAGUUCAAGAGCUGAGGAAGUGUUAUAAUUGUCAAGUGGUCUAUGGCACAACUAAGGAUUUUGCAGGAGAUUGGUUAAGACACUGGUUCAAAAGAGAAAAUGUGAGACUUGAAAGAAAGUUUCAGUGUGUCAUAGUAGAUGAGGUGGACUCGCUCAUGUUGGACAAAGGUCUAGAAGUUGUCUACAUAGACAGUGAGAUGCCUGUCAUGGAGACUCUAAAUGUAAUCUUAGCUCAGAUUUGGUUUGUUGUCAACCAGGUUGAAGAUCUUGAUGUAGAGAAAACACUAGAUCUCAUGCGUUCCUUACUAAUGGCUGAGGAUUCAAACAUACUGCCAUCACAUAAAUAUUUAGAGAUUCUCACAGAUACAUCAGAGAUAGAGCAGAAUGAAUUCCACAUUCCAGGCUUUAUAGAGCACAUCAAUGGGAGGCUAAAAAUCUGGAUUAAAAAUGCAUUUCCUGCCAAAACAAUGACUUUAGGGCAUGAAUACAUUCUACACAAUAAUUGUGUAGUUCCUGUAGAUUACAGCUCCACAGGAGUUGUGCAAAAUGACAUGAAAUGGGGAGAUGGACUUCAGCAAUUCCUUGAAAUGAAGCAUCAAACCAGGCUGUCGAAUAUGUGCAUUAUAACAAAUUUUAUGUCCAAUUUAAAGUUAUUCAGGAGUUAUGAUCGGAUUUAUGGGCUCACAGGGACUUUGGGGAACCAAAGUGAGCUUGAUUUGCUGCAGAAACUGUACCCUGGCAUUAAAACUUGCAAAAUCCCACCAUUCAGACGCAGGAAACUUUAUGAGAAGGAUGGCAUUGCAAUUAAUGAUGAAAAUGGGUGGGUACAAACAAUUUGUAAGGUUGUUAAUAAGAAAGUGAACCCCACAGUCUACCGAGGUUCUAGAGCAGUCUUGGUCAUCUGUGAAACUAUUAAACAAGCACAAAUUGUCCACAAAGCACUUUCAAAAACCAUUUCAACAGACAAAUUGAAACUGUACACAAAUAACAAUAUGGACAAUUCAAAGGUUACAGGUGAAGAGGUCACCAAAGGUUGUGUCAUUGUUGCAACCAAUUUGGCUGGUCGUGGGACAGACCUCAAAGUCUGUACUGAAGUAAAUGUUUCAGGGGGUCUGUUUGUAGUGCAGACUUUCUUGCCCCUUAAUAUCCGUGUGGAGCAGCAAGCCUUUGGUCGAACUGCACGAGAAGGAAACCCGGGUUCUGCCCAGCUCAUCAUGUGCUCCACUCACUUCUCUGAGUCAGUCAAACUGAUAAUGGCACUAAACCCACCUCUCUCCAGGUUACUUACCCUUCUGAGGCGUCUAACAGCCACUGUAGCUAUGUCAGGAUUCAUCGAGAAUAAGUUUGAAGAGACUCUCAAAAUUUGUCAGGAAGACCCCAAUGAAAAGAACUGUGAGGUAAUGGUGACAGAACUCAAAGUCUUGCUAAACAUUGAAAAGCCAAGUGGUUUAACUACUCUGGAUACGGAAAAAAGGUCUAGAGAUUUAAUGGUACAAACGAGACUGUCACAUUUUCUUAAAGAUGAUAUACCAAAAAUCACCAAAAAGGAACAGCUUUUUUCUCACUAUCUUGAGAUGCUGGAUGAGAUUUACAAUCAGACUCAGGGUGGCAACCAUGGAGAUAUUGUGUCUUCACUUCAUGAGUGUUGGGGUAUGUGGCUUCUGAUGAAGUUCAAUGAGAAUGAAUCGACAGAAACAUUAACAAAGCAGUUACAGAAAGACUUGCAAAGUGCAAAGAAAAAACUGGAUUGCAACCAGUCGCCUUCCUCCAUGAUCUACCAUUAUGUGAGGACUGGCAACACACAUCGUCUUAAAGGAUCCCUUGCAGAUAGCAUUGAGAUGUACACAAGAGCCAUUGAAAACAAUCCUUGUUGGCCUGCCAUUGCUUUGUACAAUCGUGCACUGUCCAUUCUGUCUAAAGCAAAUAGUGGACAUAUUGCUCAGGCUUUGACAGACCUGAAGAAGGCUGAGGAAGCAGUAGACUCCUACAGUACAAAGUUGAUAUCGACUUUGAUUUUUGUGCAAGAUCUCAACAUGACCUCUGACACCUUGCUUACCAAGCAAUUUAAAGCCAAGUACCUGGCACAGAAUUUACUCAAAUUAAAUAUCCAACAAGCAAUAACAGUGUUACAGAUGGCUGAAAGUCGAGGUUAUGAUGUGAAAAUAACAAAAUACCCUGUGUUAUUCCUAAUGCUGAACCCUGUUGUAUUAAGAGGAUUUAGAGAGGUGUACACAGAGAUAAUGAAUCUCAAAUCACUGGGACUGGACACCCUCUUUUCACUAGAAACAGUGUUUUCUGUUUUUAAACGUUUGAGUAAAAUAUUCAGUUAAAGCCUCAGCUAAACUGUUUAAGAAACAGAACAGCAAAGAAAACAAUUCAGCAGAUAUCUGUUUGGCAUCCAGUAGCGAAGGAUUGAUGUGGACUGAAGAGCUGAAUUAGAUUUGCUCUCGCUAAGCAUAACCUCCUGAAUAUAACAGUUAAUUAAACACAUUAAUUAAAUAUAUAUUUAAUAAUCAUUUUUGUAAUCACAUGUGAUGACAUCAAACAGUCAGACAUUGGCGCCAGACUUAAUAGUACUCCAUGCUCAAGCCAAUAUUGCAUAAGAAAAAUUUGCUUAAUUACAAGGCCAAAAUUGCACAUAACUGAGAUAACUGAGAUACACCAGUGGUUGUGUCCGAAAUCGCGUACUACCCUACUACAUAGUAGGAGAAAAUCAGUACGCCAGAGGGGUAGUAUGUCCGAAUUCUCAGUAGGCGAGAAACAGUAGGAGAGAAAUACCCGCAUGGCUUACUGAUUUUGCAGUAUUCAACCGAUGGACACUACUCAAGUCAAAAAUCCCAUAAUGCAACAGGACCGGUGCAGACGAGCUCAGAAAAAAAAAUCUCUGAAGACAACACAUAGGCUCUUAAGUAUUAAACCUUGGUUAAACAGGACUUGUUUAACAAUACCCGAAUAAAUUGUUAACUUGUUGAAGGUUUAAACAAGAAAACAAUUGUCACAGCGUUUAAAACCUUUUUUGUGAUCUCCAUCAUGCUUUAGCCGGCCAAGAUAACGGCAACAAAUUUACCUCAGCCUGUUAACCCUGCCACAUUACAUUACUAAUUCAGUUAAAUUUCCUAAUGUGCAUUUUGCUGUUAGUGCGGUUGCUUUGAUCUGGUGGUCCCUUUAAGAUUUUUGUGUUUAUGCUGACGUUGAAGGUCACACGAUAAUGCCAACAUGGUGGUUGUAGUAUGUCCGGGAUUGUAUUUAUACUACACACACAUACUGUUUCAAUGGCUGUGCAGUAGGUACUGUCACAGUACAUGAUUUCGGAUGCAGCCUCUGUUUAAGCAAACUCCAACUGUCAUGCAACUUCCUAAUAGUCUACAGUUACAUCUGAGGUCUGAAUACUGGUGUGUGAAGUUUUGGUAUUAACUCCUCACUAUACAUGUGUAACACAACUGUGAAAUUGGCACUGUGCUAUUGCUCUUACCUGUGAAGUACGCAAAGGGUCCAUUUUUGUCUCCAUUCUAUAUUCACUCCAUUUUUUGAAAUUUGUUUGUUUGUUUGUGGUUUAUUUGUUUUAAACUCAUUCCAUUUCAUGGCAAUAGAUUACACAAUGUAACUGUUUUCAGCCUUUACUACUGCAACCUCACAGCUCCAGGGUCAUGGGUUCAGUUCAGAGUUGAGGUGAUGGUCUGUGCACAGUCUAUGCAUGUUCUUCAGUUUCCUCUCACUGUGCAAUAACAUGCAGACAGUCGUAUUUGCUAUGUUCAAUUUCCCGUAAUUGUGUGUGCAUGGAGCCCUGUGAUGUACUGGUGUCCUGUCCACUGUGAAUUCUCCUACUUUGCACCAAGUGUUGCUGGCCAGCAUAAGAUUCAUCAUAACCCUGAUCAGGAUAAAGCAGUUACUGAAGAUGGAUAUUAAAAUUUGUCCUUUCUUGCCAUGGAGAAAACUAUUCAUGAAUUUGUGUUAUCAUGUAUAGACUAUUGUAUUUUUUUUUGCAUUUGUUUUACUUACCUUAAUCAAUGAGCUCUGGCCUGCCUUAUAUUAAUCCAGAACACACCACCUUUUAUUCUUGGGUAUGUAACUCUUGGGUUUCAGUGAGCACUUCUACAAAACAUGUUAAAACCCAUUCUUAAUCUCUCAUUUUGACCAGUUCUUAGUACUGUAAUAACUUCUGAUGCUAUUACUGCUGUACUGUAUGUGAUAGCUUUUUAUUUAUGUACUGUUUUUGUGUUAUAUCUUUAUUUUAUUAUUUCAAUUGUUUAUUAAGUAGAGUGAAGCACUUUGUAAGUAACAAGUAUGUAAUUACUUGAAAUGUGUUUUUCUAUCUCAUCUGUCUGACUACUACAUUUACCAUUACUUUCUGAGGUGACCAGUGAUAUAAUCUAUAUAGGAUAUUACCAUCUUAUUGUUAUUGUUUAAUACUGCUAUUGCAAGUCUUCUUUGACUUGCAGAUUACUUUUUUUGCUAGUAUGAAUAACAUUCCUGAGUACAUGCACUGUAGUCUAACCCUUGUGUCUCUCGCUGUGUCUCUCUUGCAUUUGUAGCUUUUUGGCAACAUUUAGUUUACUGUCAGCUCUUUCAUCACUUCUAUGCCUCUGUUUUGUCUCAACUGUAAGAGUCUCAAAUAAGUGGAUAUCAGUAGAACUUUGGAGAUUUUUCCUGCAAUGAAU